AUGGUGAGUGUCGACGCUCCCACUCGUGUUUGUUACAGUAACAAAGCAACUGUGGGUUGAUGAAGACGUUACGGAGAUCAGAUUUGAGUCGAACCUUUCUGACGAGGGGAGUCUGCAGCAGUCCGUUCCUGAAGGCGUGAAGCUGGGGCCGGUGAUGGAGCAGCUGCAAAGGCACCCAGCAGCCAAACUGGAGAUGAACCUGCAGGAGAAACAUUUCCUUCAAGCUCAGUUCCUCUUGGCCCAUCAGGCUACGGCGGCCCGAGGGCCCGGCGGCUCCAGGCCGGACCCCCUGCUGUGUGGGGAACCGGAUGGACCGAUCCACCAAACUGCCCUGAACCAGACGGAGCUGAAGCAGGAGAGUAAAGAUUCGGACGGAGAACAGCGGGAAAUGCUGGAGCCUGAAGAGGGGGAUGAGGUGGAGGAAGAGGGAGACGAGAGGAAAAUGAGUUUCCAACAUAUUUCCCACUUCCAGCCGUAUUCCACGUCUCUGCCGUCUGCCGCGGAGCAAAAGUCUGAGCCUUCGCCUUCAGCAGUGAAAGAGGAGCAGGAGGAGAAGAACCUGCUGCCUCCUGUGGGUCAGAGCAGCUUCAGGUCGCCCAACGGCCUCGCUGACUGGGGAUACGAUGAGCUCUUCAAACUGAGAGGAAGCGGCGUCUGGACGGAGGAAUCUGACGGAGCAAAAGCGAGAGGAGAGCCGUCUAGAGACUUUGCCAAGCUCUACGAACUGGAUAACGAUCCCCAACGGAAGGAGUUUCUUGAUGAGCUCUUUGUCUUCAUGCAGAAACGGGGAACUCCUGUGAACCGCAUUCCCAUCAUGGCGAAACAGGUGCUGGACCUUUACAGGCUUUACAAGCUGGUGACGGAGAAGGGAGGACUGGUGGAGGUCAUUAACAAGAAGAUUUGGAGGGAAAUCACCAAAGGCCUCAAUCUGCCAACCUCCAUCACCAGCGCAGCCUUCACCCUGCGCACGCAGUAUAUGAAAUACCUGUAUCCGUUUGAGUGUGCUAAGAAAGGUCUGAGCUCUCCGGGCGAGCUGCAGGCAGCGAUCGACAGCAACCGCCGAGAGGGACGCCGUCCCAGCUACAACAGCACCCUCUACCGCUACUCUCCUUCCCAGACCUCGGCCCCACAUUCCCUCCUGCCCUCACCGACCGUGCACUCACCCCCGACUGCUCACAACGGCAUCAACAUGAGCCUGUCUGCCAGUUCAAUUUUAAAACGAAGCACAGAUGAGAACUCAACACCAGUCAUAUCCAGGCUGCCGAUGGCUCUGGGCCACCAGCAGCAGCAGCAGCAUCAUCAUCAUCAGCUCACACAGCCCGCCACAUUAGAGCAUCUCAGGGAGAGGCUGGAUCGACCAGCCGACGGUCCGGAGAAGAAAAUGAUGCGGCUUGCGGAGGAGCAGCAGCGUCUCGUGCAGCAGGCGCUGCAGCAGAACCUGCUGGCGAUGGCGUCCCACUUCAACCCCGUGAGCCUGAAGCUCAACGACGGGCAUGAAAAGAAAAAGGAUUUGUCUCUCAGCAUCUCUACCAACGGACCAGCUAGUAUCGGUGUAUCUGUGGAGGUCAACGGAACAGUUUACUCAGGGACCCUGUUAGCCCAGAAGACCUCCGGUCCCGUGUCGUCACAGACCGUAACUCCAGCAGGAACCAGCGGCUUCAGCGCCCUCUCCUGCUCUCGCAGUCCAUCCUUUUCGUCUUCCACCUCCUCUAAGGGACCAAAUUAAAGAUUUUAAAAUCUGUCUCUGAUGCACCUAAUAUGCCUCUGGUACUUACAAAGUGGGCACUUCAGGGAAAAAUAAUGUCACACACAAAAAAAGUCUCUUUUUUCCACUUAAUCACUUUUAAUUUACUCUGAUAGUCUUUCAAACUGGACUAUAUCAUUUGAAACCUUCACAUAAAUAUGGAUUCAUAUCAGUUUACUGUACCUGUCAGGAAUAUUUUCUUUUUUAGGAACUUGACAGGAAUUGCAGAACACAGUGAACAUCCUUAAUGGACUCUGCUUGGGUUUCAGUGACACCAAUAAUUUCUACUUCUUAAAUUUCUUUGCAUAAUAAUCUGAAUGUAGUUGCUAAAGUGUAGCUAGCAGAGACCAUGAAGCCUUAGCUUGGUGACUUGGCGUCUGUCUUUAACUGUUUUUGCUGAUGCCUUUUGUAAUUAUUCAAGUUAACUUGACUGAUGCGUUAUGCUUUUCAUCAAGGAUUUCAGGGAAUAUACAAGAAAAUGCUUUCUCAGAAACUGUCAGAAGAAGAAAGUGUGCAGAGUGGAUGAAUCUAUUUGCUGUUUUUUUUGUUAUUAUUUAAUCAUUUAGAUUUAGUUUUAAACAUUUAUUUCCUGUUGGCUGUGAAAGUGAGACUUGUGUUGAAGCAGGGAACUAUUUGUAAUGCUGAAGUGGCGCAACGUUUACCUCAGUCGUCUUCCCAUGUUAAGUUUCUCAGACUUGUUCUUUAUCUGCUAAUGAAUUGCUGUUUGUACAAAAAGCAGAGAAUGUAUGGUUGAUGACUUCCUGUUCUGGACAGGCGAACACUGACACAUUGCUACCUCAUUCUACUCGAAAUAUGCAACAUGUUCCUUUAGCUGCGAGCUAAAAAUAAUCUGGAUGUGGACAAUCAAGUAGACAUAUCUCUGCUGCUGCUGUGACUUUGGUAUUUACCUCUGUGCUGGUUCUGAGUUUCAUUCUUUGUUUGGAUGGGCAGCCAUGAGAAAUAAAACAGAGAUUCGUGGUGUUGGAAAAACUUUGGAAA
Molecule: messenger RNA, 2743 nt
Organism: Gambusia affinis (western mosquitofish)
Lineage: Eukaryota; Metazoa; Chordata; Actinopteri; Cyprinodontiformes; Poeciliidae
Product: AT-rich interactive domain-containing protein 3B-like
Exons: 9
Coding region: 155-1726 (523 amino acids)
Biological process (GO): regulation of transcription by RNA polymerase II
Cellular component (GO): nucleus
Molecular function (GO): DNA binding
Source: RefSeq, a predicted model, not a curated record